Messenger RNA from Paramecium pentaurelia, 709 nucleotides. The record is from the annotation of a GenBank genome assembly. Lineage: Eukaryota; Ciliophora; Oligohymenophorea; Peniculida; Parameciidae.
AUGAAUACUCAAUCUAUUGUUGACUAAUUGAAAAAUAAAGUUGAAGAAUGUCUAAAAGGGGUUUAAUAAUAGUUAGAUGUAAGCUAUUUAAAUAUAUCUCAUGAUUAGUCAUCUUUUAACAUAAUUGAAGCUUUUCUUGAUUAGCUUCCUCUUGCUCACCAUCAUUUGUUUAAAUCUCUUUACCAUCCUACAAACAUUCAUUAAUUAACUAAUUCAAGAAGUAAAACCUAUAAUAAAUUUUAAUAUUCACUAAAAUCUUAAGUACACUCAAGUUUAACUUUAAUAAUAACAAAUAAAAAAAUAGAAAACAACAGAAAACACAACAACUAACAUUAACUAAAUUUAAAGACAUUCACUUAUAAUUUAUUAUAGGAUAAGUCAAUUAAUUAAAGUGAAUAUUGUAGAGCAAUAACUAUAAAUAAAGAUAAUACAAUUGUAUUAGUUGGUUGUAAUAAGUAAAUUAAAGUGUUUGAAUUUAAAGAAGAAUAGUUGAAACAAACUAAGUGAAAAUACAGGAGAUGUUCUAACUUUAAAUUUUAUAAAAAAAUAGAUUCAAUUUCUCUUUGGGAAUCGAUAUGGAUAGAUUAUUAUUUAGUUUAUGAAUUAAAAUAGUUAAUGGGAAUGCUAAUAAAUAUUAAAUAGUCAUUAUAAUUACAUAAAUUGUUUGAUAAUAAACAACAAUGAUGAUUUUUAUCAUAUCAGGAAUUGA